Penicillium taxi is the source of this 1320-nucleotide messenger RNA. Its product is annotated as RMD1 family protein. The coding region runs from base 1 to 1320 and encodes 439 amino acids. NCBI's taxonomy places the organism in Eukaryota, Fungi, Ascomycota, Eurotiomycetes, Eurotiales, Aspergillaceae. The record is from RefSeq and is a predicted model, not a curated record. The transcript is spliced from 2 exons. Gene Ontology annotation, biological process: positive regulation of mitochondrial translation.
AUGUUCGCAAGAGCCCCUAUCUGCUUCACUUGCAAGCGGCAAUAUGCUCUGCGACCAUUCCGAUGGUCACAAAAUCAAGACCUUCAUGCCUCACGGGUAUUGGAGCUCCCACGCCGUCGUAACUUUUUCUCAUCCAAUGCCUACCUCUACCAAAAAGGUAACCAGAACGUGGGCUCCCCCGAGCAAGUAGAAUCCCAAAAACAGCGCAGGCGCGGCACUAGAACUCCAGCAGCAUCCACUUCCCUGCGAAGAGUUGCAGUGGAAGCACAAAGAUCAAAAGAUGGAAUUCUCUCAAAAGCUAUGCUCCGAGAGCAGGGCAUUCAGACUAAGUCCUCUGGAUCACAGACAGUGACUGCCUAUACGGUUGCUGAGAAAUUUGACAUACGAAAAGUGCGUGACAUAUUACAAGAGAAAGGGUAUGAACCGGAUCCGCUGGAAACAGGGCUGUAUCCACAAGUUGUUCAUGUCCAGGUCCCUAUGGAUUCAAUACGCCGAGUUGGAAACCCAUCAACAGAAGAUCUAUCAUCUGACAAAGUUGGUGAUUUAUUCGUCUUCCCUUCAGGCACUGUGGUGGCAUGGUCUCUUCCAGAGGGAUUUACAUCUUUCUUAGCGACAAGGACUCUCCUCCCGGCAGCCGAGGGUGCCCAUGUGGAUGAGCUGGAAACCGAAGAUCUUGACUAUGUUGAAGAUCCAAACCGUGAAAACAGCACUAUCAAGGGCGAUACAAUUAUUCUGGGUACUAAAUCAGUGAACGAAAACCCGAACACCCAUCUCGUAGCGAGAGAGUCUAUCGAUACUGUCUUGGCUAAAGUUGCAUUCUCGUCAGGCUUAGCUCGAAGCACAAAGCUCGCUGUUCUAGAGACCCUGCUAUCGAAUUAUUUUGAAUCGACCCGCCCUAUCCCCACUAUGCUAUCACAAGGAUCUCGUCUCCCCUUUACACGAGACUUCAUCCUCCGAAAGACAGGACAGCUGCUUUGUGUGCGCGCCCAGCUCAAUCUCUACUCAGAACUCACCGACUCUCUUCCAGAUCUCUUCUGGGACAGUCGACAUGAGCUUGGUCUGGAAGGGUACUAUGAACAAGUGGGUCGAGCAUUGGAUGUGGGUAUCCGCAUCAAGCUUCUGAAUGAGAAAAUGGAUUACGCACAAGAGAUCGCUAGUGUACUGCGUGAACGACUCAGUGAAACUCACGGUCUUCGGCUUGAGUGGAUCAUCAUUCUUCUCAUCGCUGUUGAGGUUGGCUUUGAGCUUAUGAGACAGUGGAAAGAGAGAAUGCAUGAGAAAGAGAAGAAUGCCCACCAGAGUGAUGCUUCGGUUGUCUGA